This is a messenger RNA of Aspergillus ibericus CBS 121593, 1598 nucleotides long. RefSeq lists its product as uncharacterized. Lineage: Eukaryota; Fungi; Ascomycota; Eurotiomycetes; Eurotiales; Aspergillaceae. The transcript has 2 exons. The coding region runs from base 290 to 1165 and encodes 291 amino acids. The record is from RefSeq and is a predicted model, not a curated record.
CCGCUCGCUCGGUAGGCAGCCCGUACACAACAGUCAAGCCAAAUCACUGCUGGCAACGCUAAAGUGAGUUGUUCUGCUCCAGGGCCUAUGAAACAAGAAGGUCACCCAUCCCACCUCCCACUCUGACAGCUCAAGACACGUACAUUCCUGCAGUCCGCGCAGCCUUGCAGCAGCCCGACUGCCGUCCUGGCUAGUACUUAUUCACGCACCCUUGUAUUUACUGACACUCUUUUGAUGGACAGAGGACAAUCGAAGGAUUAGAUUAUACAAGGUCCAACUCUAGCCAACCAUGGAACAUCCCCCUCCCUCCCAUUACGAUGAGCUUUCCCCCCCGUCCUCGGUGGCGGGCCAGAUCUGGGACAUGGCCCUCACGGACCCCGACUACGCCUCCCAUAUCCUCGACACCGAGAAUGUCGCCGCCCCGUUACCGGCACGACUCACACGACUAGCACAUUUGGCAUCGCAAUUUAAUCCCACCUCCAAAUCUGACUCAGUGACUCUCCAUCACUGUCUCGACACGCUGGAAUCAUUGCUGGACCCCCGCCCUGGGUUGACGCAAGAGGUCGCCCGAUGCCGUCCCCAGACUCAUUCCCGACCGGCCAACUCGGCCGCUUCCAUUUCCACCACCGACUCCCAGGAAACAGCCGAUUCCCUUAUCUCGGUGGGGGAGAUGUCGCACCCCCAACUCAGGGAUAUUCUGGGCGAGGUUGCCGCGCUCAAGGUGGAAUUCGACCAGCGUCGGAAGGAGGCGUCGGAGAUAUAUGACCUCCUCAAGCAGGAGCGUCAAGCACUGACACAAAGGAUCACGGGAUUGGAAGAAGAGAUUCGUGAACUGAACAUGGAUAUCCUUGAAGACUCUGCCGAGCGUGAAGCGAUCCAAGGCACGAUACGAGGGCUCGAAAGCUGGGUGGAUGAAUGGCACAAACAGCGCCUGCUUAUUGCCGCUAGGAAACAAGGCGCAGCCUCACGGCGAAAUGGUCAAAGAAGAUGGACCAAACGCAAGGUAGAAGAUGUCGAUGGUGACGGCGAAGCACUUUUCGAAGGCAUCACUGGGUGGAUGCGAGGGUGGAAAGACGUCGAGGAAGUCUUUCGCAUCCGAGAGAGGAAUCGCAGUUUGAGGAGGGAAGAAAGGCAACAGACACAGGCACAGACGGGAUACAUAUAACGACCCUGCACAGCAGGCUUGUAGCCUUGAUUGACAAGGAGGAGGUUGGACUGCUGCAUUUGUGGAUUGAAUAGCCCAAGUGUGAAAGCAUGGCCCUUGGUGCAACGUGCUGAAGGGCUGCUGAAAGUUUCCGCUGUCGAAAAAAAAGCGCCAUGGGCAAUCACUGAUCAAUCGGUCCAUAAAGAAAUGGUACAGUGCAAGAAAGAAAAGAGAAGAAAACAAUGUAGCCACCGUAACCACGUGAAUUUGGCAACCGCCACCGCGUUUCCCUGAAGACCCAAGCUGCGCCGUUUAGUAUGGUCUAAUCCAAAGUCAUUGGGGGGGUGGAGAACUAGAGAUAAUGAUGUGGAAAUAUAUUGAUGAGUUUCUGAGGCAAGGGUGUCUGGUUGCGCUCCCACCACAUGGCACGUCGGGGCCUGCCGAGAACCGGGAG